This is a messenger RNA of Chilo suppressalis (striped riceborer), 5581 nucleotides long. Lineage: Eukaryota; Metazoa; Arthropoda; Insecta; Lepidoptera; Crambidae. The record is from the annotation of a GenBank genome assembly.
GUUGAUGUCAUUUUGAAUUUUAUUUCUUUCAGUUCAAAAAGGAAAAGUAGUUUUUUAGUUAUAUUUAUUUUCAGUCUGCUUCUGUGCAAAGGCCCCUUUUUGAUUUAAUCUAAGGUUAAGUCGGAAUAAUGGGCUGUUUUAUAACUUCCCACGAAAACCUGGCAAAAGUAAAAUUAAGGUGCCUUUAAACAUAGCUAUUAACGAACUAACGACAUCUAAUAAAUAAAAAAUGGCAUACUUCGCUUUACUUUGGAAAGCUAGGACUAUAGAAAAAUACAGAUUGAACUACGAAUCGGAGAAAAUCAAUUCUAUAAUGAUGUCCAAGAACCCUAUGCCGAAGCAAUCUUUGAGUCAGAGAUGGCGACACUAUCGCUACGACACCCAGAAAAGGAUCUCCAGGAAUUUUAGAAGAUGGUAUCCGGAGGGGUCCUCAAUGUCCAAUUUUCUCCUGUACCUGAGAACUGACCAAACAUUUCCAAACUUUGUUUUGAAGAGCAUAUUGGGCUUUGUCGGUGGCAUUAUACUUACGUACCUUUGCUUUAUGUUCUUUGUAUUCCAACUCUCCAUAUCGCUGAUGCACGCUACCAUAAUGAGUUCAGUCAUCGGAGUACUGCUAACGUUAGGAUUAGCUUUUAGCUAUAGGAUAAGAUGCCUAGUCUUCCUGCUGGUUCCCCAAUUCUUUUCCCGUGUUGGGAGAUACACGUUAACAUGCUAUGCUUUAGUCCUCAUCCUGACUGGUCCGGCAACUAACACACUCAAAAACUCCGAAGUACUGUCAGAGUCAUUGGCUUGCGGACAAGAACAAAUUAAAACGAGCGUCGGUCAUAUAAAAACACUUAUGGAUAGACCGUUAAACAGUCUAAAGGAUUCUGUCAAAGUAAUGGUGGAGAAAUUGAGAGCAAUCGCAGUCAAAAUGAAGGCGAUAAUACUGAAAGUCAACAGGCUAAUAUUGAGUCUUACCCAAGUUAUAAAUACUGGUUACUUUCGGCUGAAUUCCCUCACGAAUGUCUGCAAUGAGAGACUCGGUACUCCGUACCGUAGAUGCAUACACUCAUUCCAAGAUGGCAUCGAAGCCUGCAAAUCCACCUUUGGUUCAAACGAGUCCUCCUUUUGCAAUACAGGAAAAGUAGUCAAAAACAUCUGCACCAAAUAUAAGCACAAUUUAGUCUUCGUGUUUUUCGAACAUCUGAGUGGGAAUAUUGUUCCGAUUGUCAAAAGGAGACUCAAGAACUUCAGUGAACGUAUCAAGCACAUGUUUUACCUGGAAGUUCAUGUACACCACUCGUACUCAUUUAGUAGUAACACCAGUCGCACCGCGUGCCAAGUGGCAGCUGGUAUUGUCACCGAAAUCAGGAAGAGGGCCGACCCAUUGCUCACUUGGUUGUCUUGGAGCUCCUACGUCACUAGCCUCUUUCUACUGCUGAUUAUAUUCCGGGCCAAAAGCUAUCAGCACAUGUUUGAGACUCGGUCACGUUUUGAUAAUCGAUACAUCACCAAGGAUAUCCGUAUUUUGGAUUUAAAGAGACAAAGAGAAAGAAGAGAAGCAAUUCUACCGCUGAACAGGAGAGAACAAGCAAAAUAUGUCACUACGACAUCUUUUCGCCUAGUAGCUUCAGAAAAGGCGUACUUGAGUAGGUCUGUAGUAUUUAUGACGAUAACCACAUUCAAGCUUAUGAUUCACAUGAUUGCAGACUACAGUUUGUAUUGGGUGUUGAUGACUAUACGGCACCACGGAAGAUUUCAAACUCCUCCACAACCUGGCGCGGGAGAUACCGGUAUCCAUAUAUCAGGGUCAGGUUUAACAGCAGAUCUUCUGAAGUCAAUUGUGGCUGGCUUAAGUGUUCUGCUGGAGUCUCCUAUACUGUCACCAUUGUCGUGUUUACCAAAUCCUUCUCCACCUGACCUAAAGCGUUACACGCAAAUCGGCGUACUAAUACUACUUUUGUGGUUUUUCUCAAUGUUCGAGCCAUACGGCCUUCGACUACGCCAUGUUGUGAUGGGGCAUUACCAACCCGACAGAGCCAAGACUCGCGCUGUGUGGCUGUACAAUCACAUUAUUAGGGCUCGAGCUGGAUUCAUGAAAUUGGCUAGAAGAAAACUUCACCGGACUUAUAAAUAUAGAUGUGAAGAGCUCACAUUUGCACAAUGGUUACAACAUCACAUACCAUUUUGUUGGCUCCGAUCAUUAUUGGGAAUUAAUGACGAAAGGCCUCAUUGCUUACUGUGCGGAACUGUGUAUGACGAAAGUAGACCAGAUACGCAACUUAUAAGGUGUAAAAGCGCGAAUUGUCCUGGUGCCUUCUGCGACAGUUGUUUUGCAGACAUCGGUGAACUUUGCACUAUUUGCUUAGCACCAGAAGAUUAUGGAGAUCUUAGUGAUGUCAGCAUAGAAAAAGGUUCCUCCGAAGACAGUGAUGAAAGUGAUGAUGAUUCAGGUUUUAGUAAAAUAAGCGCUAUAUGCAAGCUCAAUAUUAGCAAAAUCAGUAGAUCGUCUACCAAACUUUGUGAAAGAUAUAAGAGUAGUAUAUUUUCACGAAACAAAUCAGAGCAACAGGCACUUAUUCCUCUUAUUUCAAAAAGAAAUGAUAAAAUAGACUUUUCUAAUAACUACACGGAUAAAUGUGCACUAGAGUCUCCAAGGAAAGACAUUAAAAAGUCAAUAAGACUUAGAAGAAGGUAUAUAUCUACAGAUGCUUGUGUAUAUCAUUAUGAUAAAAAAGAACAAUUACUAUGUCAAUUUAAUGACGUAGAUUACGAGACAUUCAAUUUUGAUAUAUGUAUUAUAUUUGAUAAAUUAUGUAUAGCUUAUAACGAUUUCAUAUUGACUGAGGUAAAAGCUUAUUACGAUCAAGUAUAUCUAAAUCAUAAAGCCAUUAAGUAUCGAUGUUAUAAAACCAAUAAACUGAAGUGCAAUGUUAAAAACUUUAAAAAUAAAAAGAAAUUCUCAGCAAGAAAAUCUCCAAAAGACGUAACUACAUUGAAAGAUUCGAAAUGUAGAGUAAUGCCAACAGACGGAACUAAAAGUGUCUCACAAUGCAGCUUUUACAGAAUUAUAUUAGCUCCAAAUUCAAUAAAAAUCCAAAAGAUUAUUAAAAAUACCAAAUUACUAACAGAUAUGGCACAAUACUUUAAAACCAAUAUCAAAUGUAAAAUGAAAAGAAAAAGAAAGAAAUCUAAAGUUUCAAGAGGAAUGAAAUGCUUAAGGCGGACAUAUCAAUCAAAAUUUUUGAAACCUAUUGUUCUUUCAAAUGAUGUUGUAACAUUCUCUUCCUAUUCUAACCACGGUCAAAAAUCUGCUUUUAACUCGUACUAUAGUGAGAAAAGUAAUGACUCGAAAGUUUACAAAAAAGAUAAAUAUUUUAGAAAAUAUACUCAAGUUUACUCGGGAUCCUGCAAUGGAUUGCAAAAACUCCGAUCGCUAGUCACUAAUUAUUGGAAAAAUAUUGUAGCAAAUGGAAGUUCCGAAAUUCAAGUCACAAUUAGUAAUACAAAAAGUGAUACUUUUGUAUCUAAAGAAAGUAAGAAUUACAAACGAAGAAAAAAGAAAGAAUCUAACCAGAAGACUUGUUGUACAUCGGAUGACGUAGGAUUGAGGAGCGACGGAGUAGGAAAUGAAGAAACCAGGAAAUAUAGAAUAUCAGCUUUUAUAUCUGAUCAAGAAUGGAUAAAGAGACAAUGGAAAAAAAGAACGAACACUCAUACUAAUUUUAACUCAGAAUUAGAUGUAGCAUGUAAUUAUAUUAACGAGGCUUUACCGGAUAAUAAAAGUAUUUCUAUCAAAAACAAGGUGAACGGAAGAAAAAGUCACCCUUUGCAUUGUGAUAAUAAUUUAUUAAAAGGAGAUACUAAAUAUAUAUUGCAGAAUCAGGGUGUUACAGUCACUGAAACACAUUUCACAGUGAAGGAUGUCUGCAAGAAGUAUGGUUGUGAUCUAAUAACUGUAACUUCAUCUAACACCUCAAUGGAAAAAAUCUUGAAAGCAGUGCGUCAAGUAUUUGAAAAAGGACAGCAUGAAGAUACUACAGCUAAAUGUACACCUUUUAACAAAUAUAAAGAAUUCUACGAAUCAGUCACGAAUAUUGGAGCAAUGUGCAAAGGUGGAUGUUGGGAGGAUGCUGUUGAAGUCGAAAACGAAGAAUCGGAGGAGUGCCCUUCAGAAUGUGGUUCUGAAGAAACAUGUGACCCGUAUAUAAUUUUUUCCGAUGGAUCUUGUACAAAAAGCUGUCUUCUUAAAAAACCGUCGGCUAAUAUCAAGUUUUCAUUGAAAAAUUUUGGCAGCGACUUAUCCGACCGCCUUAAGAACGGGGUGAAAAGUUCCUUGACAUUCCUAAAAAAUUUACGCAACUCCAUUAAGAAAUCGAAUUGUUGGACCAGACGACAAAAAACUAAUAAAAAAAAAAACUGUGAUAAAUGUUGCAACCCACAACAGAUUACAGGAAACGACCUAGCAGAUAUAUCGAUUCAAUCGAAUCAUAAAAAAGAAGAAGAAGAAAAACAAGAAACAGGUGCUGUGUGUUGCUGCAGUUAUGAAAAGUUAAAUUCCAGUUCGGACGUGGAUGCGGAUGUUAAUGAAGGCGAUAUAAGAGUUGAGAAACGCUCCAAAACAAGUGUCGCCAUUCAAAAAAUCAGCUCUAAGGCCGAUAUGCAUUCUAAAGCUACUGGUGAGUUGAAUAUUUUGAUUGCAAAUAUAAUUGCUAAUAAACUUAAGGCUUGUGUGAUAGUAAGCAGGAAACCUACCCAGCGUAAAACUCUAACCCCAUUACAUGCCCCCUUAUUAAUUAAUGAAGACUAAGCUUGAAUUACUUACUCUAUGUUUUUUCUGUUCAUUGAAUGACAAUUGGCACUAGAGUGAUAUGAACAAACCACAGCGUAACUAGUCCAAGCUUACUUCUCGUUUAUGAAUAAGGGGGUAAAAUUCAAGCAGGCCUUCUGGGUCGGCUUUAUCGCCGAGCAACUCGAAUUGUCGACGACCAGGAUCUUUCCGAUAGGCAUGAUCCUUUGGUUUUGCGUAGAUAUGUAGGUUCACUCUGCAUCUUCUAUCCCAUUUAUCACGGGGAGUGUUCUGAGGAGCUUCACUCUGCAUCUUCUAUCCCAUUUUUAUCACGGGGAGUGUUCUGAGGAGCUUCACUCUGCAUCUUCUAUCCCUUUUAUUACGGGGAGUGUUCUGAGGAGCUUCACUCUGCAUCUUCUAUCCCAUUUAGCACGGGGAAUGUUCUGAGGAGCUUCACUCUGCAUAUUCUAUCCCAUUUUUCACGGGGAGUGUUUUUCUUCCCCACUAUCUUGAUGCGCGGCUAUCCACGACCUUGCCAUUUUGUCGAUUUUUUUUACCACGUACGGCAAAACUGUGGAAUACAUUGUCACAAGCAGUGUUUCCGGACCAAUGCGACUUGAAAACCUUCACAAACAGAGCGUACUUCAUCUUAAAGGCCGGCAUCGCAUUUGUGAUACUCCUGGUAUUAAGGUCUAUGGGUGACGGUGAUCACUUACUGAUGGUAACCAUCAGGUGGUCAUCUCGUAUUACAGCUCCUCUAUAAUAUUAAAAAUAGGCAGGCGCUCGGCAGAAACCUCAUCUCACUCAUCA